Pygoscelis adeliae (Adelie penguin) is the source of this 1317-nucleotide messenger RNA. It is a transcript of the gene OMG, whose product is annotated as oligodendrocyte myelin glycoprotein. Lineage: Eukaryota; Metazoa; Chordata; Aves; Sphenisciformes; Spheniscidae. The transcript has a single exon. Gene Ontology annotation, molecular function: protein binding. The record is from RefSeq and is a predicted model, not a curated record. Gene Ontology annotation, biological process: neuron projection regeneration. The coding region runs from base 1 to 1317 and encodes 438 amino acids.
AUGGAAUACCAGAUAUUGAAUACAUCUACCUGUCUGCUGGUCCUUCUGUUUUUCAUACCCACUGGUUUGGGUAUCUGUCCUUCUAACUGUACAUGCUCAGGAAAUGACAGGAAUGUGGACUGUUCAGGCAGAAACUUAACUAUACUGCCACAUGGACUUCAAGACAACAUCACAUAUUUAAAUCUGUCCUUUAACCAGUUCGUAGAUCUCGAUCAUCAGCUAACAAGAUUCACCAAUUUGAGGACCCUUGAUAUUUCAAAUAAUUGGCUCAAGAAUGUUCCUGCUCAUCUGCCCAAGUCCUUAUGGGAAUUAUAUGCCAUAAACAACAACAUUAAAGUUCUUCAGAAACUUGAUACAGCUUACCAGUGGAAUCUUAAAGUGCUCGAUGUUUCCAGGAAUAUGGUGGAAAGAGCUGUUCUGAUCAACAACACACUGAGCAGUCUCAAGUUUCUCAAUCUCAGUAGCAACAAACUUUGGACAGUUCCAACCAAUAUGCCCUACAACAUAGAGACGGUGGAUCUAUCCAAUAAUUUCUUGUCCCAGAUACUUCCAGGAACACUGGUGAGACUACAACACCUCACAAGCCUCUUCCUGCACAACAACAAGUUCACAUACAUUCCUGACAAAGCUUUUGACCAGCUCUUUCAGCUGCAAGUAGUAACACUAUAUAACAACCCAUGGUCCUGCAGCGAUAAACAAAAUAUCCCAUAUGUGCUUAAAUGGGUGCAGGGAACAGCUGCCAGUGUUAUAGGGGCUCCCUGUGCUAAUCAAUCUGUGCUUUGGAUGAAUGCCACAGCAACUUCAGCGGCUCCCACAGCUACAGACUCUAGCCUCAUGAUUAAAGGAAUGAAGGCAGCAGACAAAGCUACUUCUCCAGUAGCUGAACCAACCAAAAUGACAAAAAUGCAUAAACAAUUUAAAGCUAAGGAAGUUUCUACCUUGGCAACCUUAAGCCAAACUGUACUGUUUACGAGCACAGACCGACCACUACUCCUCUAUCCAGAAGAUCUGACAACUAGGAAGGUUAGUUCUCAAGAAGCAGCAGCCACACACACAAUCUACAUCAAAGAUUCAACCGAGGUGAACUCAAGCCUGACUCCUUCAACAGGAUCAUCCACUACUCCUAUGACUUUAAGCAUCACCAGUGGAAUGCCAACAAACUACUCCAAAAUGCCUCAAAGCACAACUGCUACCUUAAGGAAAGAGGAAUCCACUACAAAUGUUUUGAAUACUCACAUGCCCUCCAGAGCAAGUAUCUGUGAGAUGUAUUUGGUUUAUGUUGUAACGCUUAAUGCAGUGGCAAUGUUUAUUGGCUAA